CCAGAGUCUCCCACUUCCGCUUCCGGCCACCGCAGCGCUGCCAUAGUUUCUUCUGCGAUGAACACAGGUCUCAUGUCUGUGACGUCUGCACCCUUCCGUCGAGCCUUUUGUCUCACUGCGACACUUCUGCUGCUAGGCCCUCCCCGCAGAAACUUCUCAGACCGUCUGUGCCAUAUGCAGCCUUCUUGACUCUGUGGACUGUGAGUCUCUUCGGAGCAGGGUCUAUGCAGACAGCAACUCGCCCACAGGUUCCUGGAGCAUGGGAAGCAACCAGGCUGUGGAGUGUGAAGGUGGAGGCAGGGCCUUCCUUCUGAGCCGGACAGCCAUCCAACACUCCUUGUCAGAGCAUGGAGAACCUCAAGAAUGAAGAAGGCCCGGAUCUCCUGCCUCUCUGGUUUAGGAAGAUCAGAGGAGAAAUAGAAUCGCUGUCCCUCUGGGAAAACCUAAGAGAGGCAGCCAUGGAGACUUGGACCUCAAGGCCUGGGGAGAGAGCUGUCCGCUCUCAAGCCUCAGCCCUUUCUCAGGAUGGGAAGGACAAGACCGAGUUUCAGGAGCCAUUGACCUUCAGGGACGUGGCGGUGGUCUUCACGGAGGAGGAGCUGGGGCUGCUGGACCCCGCCCAGAGGAAGCUGUACCGAGAUGUGAUGCUGGAGAACUUCAGGAACCUGCUCUCUGUGGGAGACAAGAAUGAAAAGGAAAUGGAGUAUAUUCAAGAAAGAGAAUUAAAGUGCCUUUCCUACAGAGAGCUGUCCUACUGGAAAAUCUGGGAAUUAACUGGUGAAUUAACUGAGAAUCAGGAUCAUAGAGUAAAUCUUCAAGGGAAAAGUUUCCAGUUCUCACAAGAUGCUUCUCUGUGCCAAGGGUGGGAAGGAGCACCUGCUCAGGGUUCACACAUUGACAGUCUGGUGGGCAGUCUUCGGGGACCCAUCGGCUCUGAAAAUCAAAGGUUUCUACCCUGGAAAGCUGUAAGACCAGUAUCCGUUCAAGAUUCUUGGAUGAAAGCCUUUGUGAAUGAGCCGUGGAACAUUCAAGAAAGGUGUGAAAAACUUGACAGGCAAGAUACAGUAUAUAAACAUGAAGGGGACAGUUAUGGCUUCAGCUGGAUAUCACGGUGUCACGAUGCCCACAGAUUACCAGAGAGAGAGAGUCCCUGUAAUUGCGAUCAGUGUGGAAAGGAUGGCGUUGAAAAGACCCUACUUCUUCGCCCUCACCCCCAAGAGUAUGACCAGAAAAAAAAGGAAUGUGGAAACGGCUUCAGGGAAGAGUCACCCCUUCCCACUCCUCCAAGAGGGCCCUCGAGAGAGAAACCCCAUAAAUACGAGUUCGGGCCGGGCUCAAGGUCCACUGCCCACUUUGAGAGACCGCAGAGGACCCCCGGGAGUGAGAAAUCCUCUCCAAGUAAGGAGCACGGCCGGGGUCUGAGGCAGAACAGUCGCGGGCCCAGCCGGCCCCGGGCCCCGGCCGGGGAGAUGCCCUACAGAUGCGACGUGUGUGGGAAGGGCUUCCGCUACCAGUCCAUUCUCCUCAUUCACCAGGGCGUGCACACGGGCCGGAAGCCGUAUGCGUGCGACGAGUGCGGCAAGGCGUUCGGCCGCAGCUCGAACCUGCUGGUCCACCAGAGGGUGCACACGGGCGAGAAGCCCUACAAGUGCGGCGAGUGCGGCAAGGGCUUCAGCUACAGCUCGGUGCUGCAGGUGCACCAGCGGCUGCACACGGGGGAGAAGCCCUACACGUGCGGCGAGUGUGGCAAGGGCUUCUACGCCAAGUCGGCGCUGCACAAGCACCAGCACGUGCACCCCGGGGAGAAGCCCUACAGCUGUGGCCAGUGCGGGAAGGGCUUCACGUGCAGCUCCCACCUGAGCAGCCACCAGAAGGCGCACGCCGGCCAGAAGCCCUUCCAGUGUGACAAAUGCGACAAAGGCUUCAGCUACAACUCGUACCUUCAGGCGCACCAGCGCGUGCACACGGGCCAGCGCCUCUUCGAGUGCGACGUGUGCGGCAAGAGCUUCAGUUACAGCUCGGGGCUCCUCAGGCACCAGCGGCUGCACACGGGCGAGAAGCCGUACAAGUGCGAGUGCGGCAAGGGCUUCGGCCGCAGCUCGGACCUGCACGUCCACCAGAGGGUGCACACGGGCGAGAAGCCGUACAAGUGCGGCGAGUGCGGCAAGGGCUUCCGGCGCAAUUCAGACCUUCACAGCCACCAGCGGGUGCACACGGGCGAGCGACCCUUCGUGUGCGACGCGUGCGGGAAGGGCUUCAUUUACAGCUCCGACCUGCUCAUCCAUCAGAGGACGCACACGGGGGAGAAGCCCUACAAGUGCGCCGAGUGCGGCAAGGGCUUCAGCUACAGCUCGGGGCUCCUCAUCCACCAGAGGGUCCACACCGGCGAGAAGCCGUACAAGUGCGAAGCGUGCGGCAAGGGCUUUCGGUGCACCUCGAGCCUCUACAAGCAUCAGCGCAUCCACACGGGCAAGAAGCCCUACACGUGUGAGGAGUGUGGCAAGGGCUUCAGUUACGGCUCCAAUCUGCGCACCCACCAGCGGCUGCACACGGGGGAGAAGCCCUACACGUGUUACGAGUGCGGCAAGGGCUUCCGUUAUGGCUCGGGGCUGCUCAGUCACAAGAGGGUGCACACCGGGGAGAAGCCGUAUAGAUGCGACGUGUGCGGGAAGGGCUACAGUCAGAGCUCACACCUGCAAGGCCAUCAGAGGGUGCACACGGGCGAGAAGCCCUACAAGUGUGAGGAGUGCGGAAAGGGCUUCGGCCGCAGCUCUUGCCUGCACGUCCACCAGAGGGUGCACACGGGCGAGAAGCCCUACAAGUGCGGGGAGUGCGGGAAGGGCUUCAGCUACAGCUCGGGCCUGCGCAAUCAUCAGCGAGCGCACGCGGGCGAGACACCGGACAAGUAGGCGUUCGUGGCGAUGGCGCCCCCAGCCUUACACUCCCCCGAGCGCCAGCGCACGAGGAGGCCUUUGGGAACGUGGGGUGGAGGGGGGGGGCUGCCCUCGGUGCAGAGGAAGGGAAGACCUGGAAGUUUGUGAAACUGGAAGAGCGCUUGAGUUGCACGCUUCUGUCUCCAAGACACUCGCACGGCGGACUGUCCUCAAAGAAGUAGGACGGGGCCUCAGUAAAGAUCGUCACGCUCCUCAGAGUCGGCUCAGGAGGGAGCUUUUAUAGAUGAUACGAGCGGGUCGUGGACAUGGAUUCCUUGUGGGGGGUGGGAUGGGAAUACCCACAGAUAGGACAAAUGUAGGAAAGAAUGGUCACUUUACCAAAACCAGUAUUGUGUGUACCUUUUAGACGAUCGAUUUUACAAGAAUCGAAAGAUGACAUUUCCAUUGGUUGAAGCCAGUCACUUUUAGAAGAGCAGGAAGAGUUAGAGGGAGGGUCCCCCUCUUGGCAGGUCUGGAUAAUGUGUCUCCAUCAUGUUUUUUAUGUCACGUUCUGAUGAAUGUGUUUUAUCUCCUAGAGGUAAACUCUCCUAGAGAGGUUGUACUGAACUGCGGGGCCAUUUCAUCAGGGUUGUUUUGUUUUGUUUUGCUUUGAAGUAGGCUCCACGUCCAGUGCAGAGCCCAGCAUGGGGCUUGAACUCAUGACCCCAAGAUCAAGACCCAAGCCAAGAUCAAGAGUCGGACGUGCCAUGGACUGAGCCACCCAGGCGCCCCUCAUUUUAUCAGGUUAUAAAAACAGAAGCAAAUUGGCAUUGCAUUGAAUUUAUUGGUUAAUUUGUUUUAUUGCUAUCAUGAAUAUGAUACUUCUGCCCUGUUUCAUUUCAUAGUCUUUUGAAACAGAUAAGACAACUAUUAGAGCAUUUUAAAAAAUCAGAAGUACCAUUUUAACUUGUCGGAAUAGCCAUGGUAAAAUAGAGUCACCAAAACCACCAUCACUGGGAAUCUAUUGAAACAUGCACCUGUGCAUUUAUUGGUGGGGGUGAAAAAAAGUAGUCUUUUUUGGAAAGAAUUUGUCAGUGUAUAAGUUCAAUUUGUAUAACCUUUGAAGUGGCCAUAAGUGUGUAGUAAUUGAUACUUGGGAGAUAGUUGCACACGUGGAAAAAGAAGUAUGCGUAUGGCUGAGUUUCUUAGCAUUUCCUUACCAUGGCAGAAAAAAAGGUUAAUACUCUACGUGUCCUAAAUUAAGGCACGUGUAAAUGCGUGGAAACCACUAAAAAUAUACAGGUACACCUACAUUGACAUUGAAGGUUGCCCACAAACCAUUCUGUGAGCCAGGAAAGUUGGAGAACCACUUUAGUAUGGCCCCAUUUUGUUAAUACGUUUUUGCGUAUCGUGUUUAUAGAGAGAGAAAGACAAAAAAAAUGUGUGAAAGGUUAGUAUGAUAACUGCUAAUCUCUAGUAAGCGGGAUGCGGGGUGUGUAAUACAUUCGUGUACUUUUAUGUAUUUUACUUUUUAACAAAGAGUAUAUAUCAAUUUUAUAACAAUAGUAAAGCUAUUUUUAAAAGAAA
Messenger RNA from Ailuropoda melanoleuca (giant panda), 4460 nucleotides. RefSeq names its product zinc finger protein 229 (gene ZNF229). The record is from RefSeq and is a predicted model, not a curated record. Bases 348 to 2909 code for a protein of 853 amino acids. The transcript has 6 exons. Gene Ontology annotation, molecular function: histone H3K4 methyltransferase activity; histone H3K36 methyltransferase activity; recombination hotspot binding. Lineage: Eukaryota; Metazoa; Chordata; Mammalia; Carnivora; Ursidae. Gene Ontology annotation, biological process: positive regulation of reciprocal meiotic recombination; regulation of DNA-templated transcription. Gene Ontology annotation, cellular component: nucleus.